This is a messenger RNA of Saccostrea cuccullata (small rock oyster), 652 nucleotides long. RefSeq names its product metallophosphoesterase domain-containing protein 1-like. The coding region runs from base 17 to 652 and encodes 211 amino acids. The record is from RefSeq and is a predicted model, not a curated record. The transcript has 4 exons. Gene Ontology annotation, molecular function: hydrolase activity. NCBI's taxonomy places the organism in Eukaryota, Metazoa, Mollusca, Bivalvia, Ostreida, Ostreidae.
UAGCAAGCUUUGGAAGAUGAAGGAUGAGAUCCCAGAAGGAGAUGUAUUACUGCAUGCUGGUGAUUUCACCAAUGUAGGUUGGCCAGGAGAAGUCAAAGAACUAAACGACAUUUUAGGACAGCUACCUCACAAACACAAAAUAGUUAUAGCCGGAAAUCAUGAUUUAACUUUUGAUGAUGAGAUGCUGCAGAAUGAUCCAGAGGCCUUUGAAAAGUUUGGCCUCAAUUUGGAAAAGGUCAAAACUGAUUUGACCUCAGUAGGGGUCAACAGUGCCAAAGAACUCCUGACAAACUGUCUGUAUCUGGAGGAUGCUUGUGUUGAAUUGUAUGGCAUCAAGAUCCAUGGAUCUCCAUGGCAGCCAGAGUUCUGUGAUUGGGGUUUCAAUUUACCCAGAGGCCAGCCAUGUUUAUCAAAGUGGGACCUUAUACCGUGUGACACAGACAUUCUGAUAACACAUGGACCACCUUUAGAAAUAGCCAGGAGAUUACAAAUUCCCCGGUCUACAAUAACAUCUGUAGUUGACCGCUAUCGCAAGCGGGGAAGUGUAGAAAACAUUCCGAGGAAAGGGAAGCAGGCAAAGCUGAGCGACAGAGACAGUCGCAGCAUUUUAAGGUUGGUGAAAAAAACAGAAAGAGAAAAUUAUCAGAUAUAA